Spodoptera littoralis (African cotton leafworm) is the source of this 3013-nucleotide messenger RNA. The record is from the annotation of a GenBank genome assembly. Lineage: Eukaryota; Metazoa; Arthropoda; Insecta; Lepidoptera; Noctuidae.
AUGCCCGAGCCGUCUGGCCCGACACUGAGCGCGGGGCGUUGCAGGCUGGCGGGCGCGCGCGGCGUGUGCGAGGCGCUGGAGGAGUACGGCGAGCGGCUGCGGCGCUGCGUGGGCCGCGCGCGCUGCGACCGCGCCGCGCUGCAGGCCGCCUACUCGCAGUGCGGCGCGCGCGUGCGCCAGCUGGCCGCCGCCCGCGACGCCGCGCGCCGCGCCGGGCAGCGGUCGGCGAGCCGCGAGAGCGCGGCGGCGCAGUCACUGGCGGACGCGCGCGAGCAGUUGGGGGGGGCGCGCGCUCGCGCACACGAGCUCGCCGCCGCCAGGGACGCGCUGGCCUCCCGCCUGCGACAGGCGGACGAGGCGGCGGCCGCUAUGCGGGCCGACGUGUCGCGGCUGGUGCAGCAGUUUGACUCGCAGGCUGCGGAUAUGAAACAGAGCAUCGCGCGGCUGGAAGAUGAGGCGCGCGCGGCGCGGCUCGAGGUGUCGGCGCGCGACGACCAACUACAGCGCGGCGCCGCCCUGCUGGACGAAGCUAAGAAAACUAUUGAACAUCUGAAACAGCAGGAAGCUCGACACGUGGAUUUAAUCGACCACCUAGAGAAAGAUAUCAUUGCCAAGAAUAAACUCCAGCACAGCUCGAAGGAAGAAAUACUUUCUAUGCAACAUUGUAUAAGCAACCUCGAAGCGGAGAAGAUCAAAAUAAACGAAAAGUUGAACGAGACCGAGCAGGAGCGCGGUCGAGCACGCGACGCCCUCGACGAACUGACCUCAGUCGCCGAGCAGCUGCGCCGCGAACUGGACGACGCGCGCGCCCAGCUCGACUCUGAGCGGGCCGCGCUGGGCGCGCUGCGGGAGGCGGCCGCCGCGCGCGAGCGCGAGCUGGACGCCAACACCGGCACCAUCGCGCGCCUCAUGGCAGACUUGCGCGCCGAGGCGGACGCGCGCGCCCGCGCCGACGCCGGCGCCGCCGCUGCGCGUCGCCAGCACGACGCCGAGCGCGACGCGGCGCGCCUCGCUGAGCUGCAGCUACGCGACGCACUGGCGCGCCUCGAGCGCUCCGUCCAGGACAAGGAUCACGAGAUCGCCGCACAGAUGACUAUCAUUCUAGACAUGCGCGGGGAGAAGUCACAAUUUCACGCGGAAGAAAUGUCAUCACCGUUUUUUUGGUCGCCCACUUUACGUGGAAUACCCAUACCUAUGACGGGGAUCGGUUUCGGUCGGCAGGAGCGGCUGCAGGAGCGGAUCCAAGGCAUGCAGAAUACCAUCGACAACAUCCAGAAAGAGCUGACGGGACGCUUGGCAGCUCCCAAAGUGGCGCCAGAGCAGUGCGAGCCUCCCGAACUGGACGACACGCCGGCCACGCGCCGCGCCGACGACACCGUGUUCGGGUUCCUCAGCGACGGCAGCGUGGACGGAGACACGCUCGACGCGCGCGAGGUGGGGCGCCGGUUCGAGGCGCUGCGCGGCGGCGGCCGGCUGCGGGCGGCGCAGGUGCGUCACUGCGGCGACUCAAAUCUAAAGUCAGCCAGUCUAUUCAUUAUCCACUUUGGAUAGGGUGAAAAGUUUCCGGCUAGAUAAUGAAAAUCAACUUAAUUUAAAAAAAAAUUCGCUUUUAUUUUUUGACGUAAUUCCCAUCAAGGCUGAUAUAUUUUUCGUAACGAUGUUCCAAAUACAGUUAUGCCAUUUUUAACGCCCGAUUCGUCAAGUCCCUCAAAAUACUCAUUUACAGCAUGGCUGAAUUAUUUACCACUAGCUGUUGCCCGCGACUUCGUCCGCGUAGAUUAAUGACUUCUGACAGAAUUAAUCAGAAUCAAUUCAGUGCCCAAGUAAGAUUUACCUAUUUUGAAAUGAUUUAUGGUAGUUUCAAUAAAUAAAAUAUAAUCCCCCACGGAUCUUACCAGUGCAGUGCCCGAUCACGUAAGGUUUGAGUAAUAAAAACUAUUCUAUCAACUAUUGUUUUACCGAAUCUCUCUAAAAUAAGUUCAGUGGUUAAGAGUUAGAGAGUCCUGGGGCAUUGACGCAUAGUUCCCGUUCCCGUGGGACAUCUGUGAUAAAAACUAUCAAACGUUACCCAGGUCCCAAAUCAUCGUUUUACCGAAUGUAAUUCAAAACGAUUCAAUGAUUCUAAAUUCAAUGGCUAAGAAGAUUUAUACAAACUCUCAUUCCCUAUUUUAUCCCCUUAGGAGUGGAAUUUAUCAAAAUCCUUUCUAAGGAGAUACCUAUGUCAUAGUAACUUUAUGCAGGCAGUCUCAGCCCGAUCGGUUUUAAACUGGCAAAGUAUCAUACAAACUGUCACCCACUAUUUUACCCACCUUGGGGUGAGAAUGUUCAAAAACCUUUCUAAAGGGACGUUUACGUCAUAAUAUCCAUCUGCACGCCGAAUUUCAACCCGAUCGGUGUAAAACUGACAAAGCUACAUACAAACGUUCAUCCCCUACAUUACCCCAUUGGAGGUGGAAAUGAUCGAAAUCCUUACUUGGGGAUGCCUACGUCAUAACAUCCUGCAUGCCGAAUUUCAUCUCCAUCGGUGUAAAACUGACAAAGAUUCAUAUAAACUUUCAGCCCCUAUUUUACCCCCUUAGGGGUGGAAAUGAUCAAAAUCCUUUCUUAUAGCGGAUGCCUACGUGAUAACAUCUAUCUGCAUGUCAAAUUUCAAUCCAAUCGAUUUAAAACAGACAAAGACUCAUACAAACAUUCAACCCCUAUUUUACCCCCUUGGGGGUGAAAAUUAUCAAAAUCCGUUCACAGCGGAUGCUUACGUCAUAACAUCUAUCUGCAUGCCAAAUUUCAACCCGAUCGGUUUAAAACUGACAAAGUCUCAUACAAACUUUCAUCCCCUAUUUUACCCCCUUGGGGGUGGAAAUUAUCAAAAUCCUUUCUUAGCGGAUGCCUACGUCAUAACAUCUAUCUGUAUGCAAAAUUUUAGCCCAAUCUGUCCAGCGGUUUGGGCUGUACGUUGAUAGAUCACUAUGUCAGUCAGUCAGUGAGUCAAUCACCUUUGAAUUAUACAUGUAUA